GGGGAUCCCCUGAGAGGGCGCCGAGCAGGCUGUUUGGCCUCUUUGCUCUGCCGUGGCUCCCGCUUUCCCCGAGGACGAGUUUAAGUCUAAAUCUUGGAAUCGUCACUGGCCUCCGGGGCCCUACCGUGGCCCCAUCCCCGGCUCGGUCUCCCUCCUCAUCCCUGCUCUCCCCGCCUCCCCGGCAGUGGUGGCUCCCUCCUCGAGGUCCGGGGCUUUUCCCUUGGAUCCCGAGGCUCGGAGGGCCACGUAGCGCGCGGCUUUGGGCUCCCGGGCCGCCCUGCCCCCACCUCGGAUUUAAAUGGACUUCAUCCCCGCGGGCAGAGUGUAGCAAUCUCGGGCCACGUGACCGGGCUGGGCCGGGGGUCACCCAGGCCUCAGCUGGAGGGGGAGGGGAUGACGGGGGUGGAUCGGGGGGGGCUCUAAAGCACAGUCACAGUAUGCCAGCUAGAAGGGAGGCUCAGGCCAGGCCCGAAUCCCCAGUCUAAGAGCGCCGGGGAGAGGGGCCGAUCUGUACUCGGAGCCCCUUCUCUCUCCAGGUCUAGAGCAGAUCCCGGAGGCCGAGCGGGGCGGGGCGGGGCGGGGCCGCUGAGGGGUGCCGGUGGCUGCAAGCGAGAGCCGCGGGGUGAAGGCCGUGCCGCGUUGUCAGCGGGUUGCUCGCGGCGGCUGGCGGCGGCCCUGGCGGAUCCCCGUCUGGCCCGGGAUCCAUCCUAACCUUCGGCGCUCGCGGAUACAUUGUAACCUUCGGGCUAGCCGCAGCCCAGCGCGGCGUUGCGCGGCGUUCGAGCCGGAAGGAAGAAGGCCGCCUGCCCCUGCCGUUGCCUCUCCCCUUGCCCUUCCCCCCCGGCGCGGCUCGGUAGCGGGGUGCCGGGCUUGGCUGCAGGCAUGGGCCGGAAGGUGACGGUGGCCACCUGCUCCCUCAACCAGUGGGCCCUGGAUUUUGAGGGCAAUUUGCAGAGGAUUUUAAGGAGCAUCGAGAUCGCCAGAAACAAAGGAGCCAAGUACCGGCUGGGGCCAGAGCUGGAGAUCUGUGGCUAUGGCUGUUGGGAUCACUUCUUUGAGUCAGACACCAUUCUGCACUCCUACCAAGUUCUGGCCCAGCUUCUGAUGUCUCCUGUCACCCAGAACAUCAUCUGCGACGUGGGCAUGCCCGUGAUGCACCGCAACGUCCGCUACAACUGCAGAGUCAUCUUCCUCAAUGGAAAAAUCCUUCUGAUUCGCCCCAAGAUGGUUUUGGCCAACUCGGGCAACUACCAGGAGAUGCGCUGGUUUGCUCCGUGGAACAAGAGCCGGAAAGCCGAGGACCAUUUCCUGCCUCGGAUGAUCCAGGAGCUGACCAAGCAGGAGAUCGUUCCCUUCGGGGACAUCGUGCUGGCGACGCGCGACACGUGCAUCGGCACCGAGAUCUGCGAGGAGCUGUGGAUGCCGCACAGCCCGCACAUCGACAUGGGCCUGGACGGCGUCGAGGUCUUCACCAACUCCUCGGGGAGCCACCACGUGCUGCGGAAGGCCCACGCCAGGGUGGAGCUCGUCAACUUGGCGACCUUGAAGAACGGGGGCGUUUACCUGUUGGCCAAUCAGAAGGGCUGCGACGGGGACCGGCUCUACUACGACGGGUGCUCCAUGAUCUCGCUGAAUGGGGCCACCAUCGCCCAAGGCACCCAGUUUUCCCUGGAUGACGUGGAGGUCCUCACGGCCACCAUCGACCUGGAGGACAUCCGAAGCUUCAGAGCGGAAAUUUCUGCCCGUAACCUGAUGGCCAGCAAAGUGAUUCCCUACAACCGCGUGAAGGUCGACUUUUCACUCUCGUGCCACGACGACUUCUUGGUCCCCCCCUCGGAGCCUUUCCAGUGGCACUUCCAUAGCCUGGGGGAGGAGAUCAGCCUUGGCCCUGCGUGUUGGCUCUGGGAUUACUUGAGGCGCAGUCAGCAGGCUGGAUUCUUCCUCCCCCUUAGUGGCGGAGUGGACAGCUCAGCUUCCGCCUGCAUCGUGUACUCCAUGUGCCGCCAAGUAUGCCAUGCCGUGAGUAAUGGAAAUAAGGAGGUUCUGGCCGACAUCCAGAGGAUCUUAAACCGCGACGACUACAUCCCCCAGGACCCCCAGAAGCUGUGCGGCCACCUGCUGACCACGUGCUACAUGGCCACGCAGAACUCCUCCAAGGACACGUACAACCGGGCCAAGGAGCUGGCUGAGCAGAUCGGAAGCUACCACAUCAACCUCAACAUUGACGGGGUGGUCAAAGCCAUCAUCGACAUCUUCCGCAUCGUGACCGGGAAGAUGCCGCAGUUCUUGGUCCAUGGAGGCAGCAACCGGGAGGACCUGGCGCUGCAGAACGUGCAGGCGAGGGUCAGGAUGGUCUUUGCCUACCUUUUCGCCCAGCUGAGCUUCUGGGCUCGGGGGAUGCGAGGGGGCCUCCUCGUGCUCGGCUCCACCAACGUGGAUGAAAGCCUCCGGGGUUACCUGACCAAGUACGACUGCUCCAGCGCCGACAUCAACCCCAUCGGGGGCAUCAGCAAGACGGACCUGAGGAACUUCAUCCAGUACUGCAUCGAGCGCCUCCACCUCAUCUCCCUGCGCAGCAUCGUGUCUGCUCCGGCCACCGCCGAGCUGGAGCCCUUGGCCGAAGGGCAGCUGGCGCAGACCGAUGAGGAGGACAUGGGGAUGACGUACAAGGAGCUCUCGGUGUACGGGCGGCUGAGGAAGAUGGGCCGCACCGGGCCCUACAGCAUGUUCUGCAAACUCCUCAACAUGUGGAAGGAGACCUGCACCCCCCGGCAGGUGGCCGAGAAGGUGAAGUUCUUCUUCCGGAUGUACGCGCUGAACCGGCACAAGAUGACCAUCCUGACGCCCUCCUACCACGCCGAGAACUACAGCCCCGACGACAACCGCUUCGACCUGCGGCCCUUCCUCUACCCGUCCAGCUGGCCCUGGCAGUUCCGCUGCAUCGACCAGCAGGUGGUGAGAAUCGAAAGCUUCGAGGGGGAGGACGAUUUCGAUCAGCUGGACUGACGGACACGGCUGGAGGCCCCGGCAGCAUCGGUGAUCCCGGCGCGGGCACGUGCCCGCCCUCCAGCCUUGCCCCCCUCUCUUCUCCCGCCACAGGGCACGCGGCCUCCGGGCACCUGGCUUUCUGCAAUCUCUGGGCUCUGAUUCUUUACCCAAACUGUUAGAAAUUAAAAUAAAUCUUUCCUGUUCUCCUAA
Monodelphis domestica (gray short-tailed opossum) is the source of this 3198-nucleotide messenger RNA. RefSeq names its product NAD synthetase 1 (gene NADSYN1). Lineage: Eukaryota; Metazoa; Chordata; Mammalia; Didelphimorphia; Didelphidae. Gene Ontology annotation, molecular function: ATP binding; glutaminase activity; NAD+ synthase (glutamine-hydrolyzing) activity. Gene Ontology annotation, biological process: NAD+ biosynthetic process. Gene Ontology annotation, cellular component: cytoplasm. The record is from RefSeq and is a predicted model, not a curated record.